GAGCGUCAACAGACACUAACUCGAAAAGCUUACACGGUUUAAGCUUAUACACCUAUCUAGUCAUCAAGUGUUAUAAUUAGUACAUAUAUGUACAUAUAAGCAAUUAAGUGAAGAUGUGCUAAGUUGGCUUGAAGAGCCCAAAGAUAAAAAAAAUAGAGAAAUUAUAUAUCAAAAUUGUGUAAAAUUUGCGAAGUGCUCCCUCAAAAAGUGAAAUGUCACAACAAAAUGGUAUUUCCGCCGAUGCCGCACCGGAAGCGGAGACGGAACCAAAAGGCGUCGUGGUUUAUUUAAAAAAGUUGUAUGCAUAUCGUAAAUAUUUGGUUAUCGAACCGUUUUUCUUUUUCUACCUGAUGGCUAGUGUGUUCAAUGCGGUCGCAAUGCAAAAUUUUCCGCUCGACAAGGCGUGUCGCGUCAAUUUGGGUUAUAAUAAAAUUGUCUGUGACACCACUUUGGACAAAUCCGAGCUGGGCAUCGAAUGUGAUGGCUUCAAUUUCGAGAACACAACACUGGGCGCAACAGCAGCAGAUGCAGCGCUCGCCAUCAGCUCGGUGGGCUUCAACUACACCGUGUGCAAAGCUGAAGUCGAAGCGCAGAAAUUAGCAGCCGAUGUGUCGGGAAAACGCGCACCCAUUGCUGCUAUCUUUCCAUUGAUUGUGUUACUUUUUGCUGGCGGCUGGGCUGAUCGUUAUAACAAGCGCAAGCCAUGCAUGAUUAUGCCCAUUAUCGGUGAACUGCUUUCCUUCACAUGUCUGAUUAUUUCGGCAAUCUUCUUCGACUCACUACCGAUGGAAUUUGGCGCAUACUGUGAGGCGAUCGUGCCGGCAUUAUUUGGUGGACUUACGUUUUGUUUAAUGGCUAUUUACAGUUAUAUAACUAUAGCGACACCUGAGGAAGAUCGCAUAUUUCGUUUUGGCAUAUUUGCGAUGUUCGUGACCGCUGUACCUUUUAUUGGUCAACCUAUAAGUGGUUUUCUAUUUCAGAAACUCGGUUAUAUAUUUUCGUUUGGCAUGGCCGCAUCAUUUCAAAUUAUUGCCAUACUCUAUAUAGUUUUCUUUAUAAAAGAGAUAAAAUCUACGCCUAAAUCAGCUGAAAAAGAACCUGAAGACACACCGCCACCAUUACCGGCACAUGGUCCACCAACACUACAAGCCGGUUCAGACAAUUUGGCUUAUGAACAGACGGGUAUCGAUGAGGUAGAUCGGGUGAAGAAUGUGAGUUUUGAAUUGAAUUCACAUUUACAGCCGUCGGAUAAGUCGGCACAAUUGUCGAGUGCUGAAACUGCAGCACCCGUUCGACGUUCUUUUUUCCGUGAAUUCUUCGAUCCGACUUUGGUGAUAGAUUGCUUUAAGUUUCCGUUAGUAAAACGUCCCAAUCACGGAAGAUUGUUACUGAUUUUGCUUAUCCUUGCUUACUUUUUGACCCUGGGUCCAGUUUCUGGUGAAAACGACUAUUGGUACCGUUACACACUCAUCAAGCUGAAUUGGAAUGGCAAUGACUUUAGUUUCUUCUUCACAUUUUCAUCUGCAGCGGCUUUAGUUGGCACUUUCAUUGGCACAGCAAUACUUAGUAAAUUGCUAAAAUUUUCGGACCCCACCAUUGGUAUAUUAUCAGCUGUGGCAAUCGUGAUUUCCCGAGUUCUAUUCGCUUUUGCCAAGGAUACAAAGGCCUUCUAUGUUGCUGGUGUUGUUGAUAUGUUCGUGAGUUUGCGUGUUAUUGCUAUUAAAACUAUCGGCUCCAGUAUUGUGGAUGGCGAGGAAUUAAGUAAAAUGUACUCAAUAUUUGGUAUUAGUGAGCCAAUUGGUCAGUUCAUAUUCCCGCCCAUCUUCAGUGUCAUAUAUCAGGAAACUGUGGAGAGUUUUCCUGGUGCCAUAUUUCUCUUUGGCGAGAUAUUCUAUAUACCUAAUGUGCUGGUGUUUAUUUUGUGCUAUAUCAUUUUGCGUCGCAAUAAAAGUAAAAACCAGCAGAAGCCUGUCGAAAUUGCUAAUGCAAAUGCAAAUAAUGUCCCCACAACGCCGGAUUAUGAAAUAACUAGUCUAUAAUUCCAGUAUUUAUGUAUAUAAAAUUAUUUGGAGUGUUCAGCACCGCUGUUUAAGAGACUUUCAAAAAAUUUAACCUUGAAUUUCUAUAGUGGACAUAUUUUGCGAUAUUUUACGUAUAUUUAAACAUAUUUAUAUGUAUAUUUUUUUUACCAAAUGUUAUAUAUAUAUACAUUUUAAUAUUUCACAGUGAAAACUUUUGCUACGGUGAACACUAGUCUGCUAAGAAAAAAUCAUUUUAGAGAUUCCUCUUAUAAAUAAAAAUAUAAAAUACU
This is a messenger RNA of Zeugodacus cucurbitae (melon fly), 2311 nucleotides long. RefSeq lists its product as uncharacterized. Gene Ontology annotation, cellular component: membrane. The transcript has 11 exons. The record is from RefSeq and is a predicted model, not a curated record. Gene Ontology annotation, molecular function: transmembrane transporter activity. Gene Ontology annotation, biological process: transmembrane transport. NCBI's taxonomy places the organism in Eukaryota, Metazoa, Arthropoda, Insecta, Diptera, Tephritidae. Bases 213 to 2039 code for a protein of 608 amino acids.